Messenger RNA from Aspergillus chevalieri, 1623 nucleotides. RefSeq lists its product as uncharacterized. Gene Ontology annotation, biological process: transmembrane transport. Lineage: Eukaryota; Fungi; Ascomycota; Eurotiomycetes; Eurotiales; Aspergillaceae. The transcript is spliced from 8 exons. The coding region runs from base 1 to 1623 and encodes 540 amino acids. The record is from RefSeq and is a predicted model, not a curated record. Gene Ontology annotation, molecular function: transmembrane transporter activity.
AUGGCAGACAGCAGUUGGGAGUUGCCUCCGGGUACUGUAUACUUGGGAAAUGGGCACUCUGAUAUCUCCGGCUCUGACAGUGAUGUCAAUAGACGGGUCUUCCUCUACCCGCAACCAUCGAAUGACCCCAAUGAACCAUUGAAUUGGCCCAUACAUGAGAAGGCAGUCAACUUCUCCGUCGCCUGUCUGUUUACCCUAAUGGUCUUUGCAACACUUGACAUCGGCACAGUAACAUGGAACGCCAUGGGAUCUGAGCUUGGUUUCGAACCUGACUUUCUCAAUGCCAGCUACGCAGCCGCCUUGGCUGGACUCGCGGUCGGCUGCGUCCUCUUUGCUCCGGCGGCUUUGGUCUUUGGACGCAAGCCGGUUUAUCUAUGCGCGACGCUAACAAUGGUGCUGGUCAACGUCGGACAAGCCAUAUUUAAGACAAAGGCUCAAUAUAUUGUGCUUCAGGUUUUGGCCGGGCUAGCGGGGUCAAUUAAUGAUACCAUCAUUCAGAUAUCGAUAUCAGAUCUCUUUUUCGUCCAUCAACGUGCAACGAUGACGGGUAUCUAUACUACGAUGGUUGUCAUUGGCACGUACCUUAGUAUGAUCCCGGCAGGUUAUAUUGUAAUGAAUCAAGGCUGGCGAUGGGUAUGGUGGUGGUGCGCGAUUCUCAACUCUGUCAUCCUUAUGCUGUUUUUAUUCGCCUAUGGGGAGACACAGUAUCGCAAGUCCGACUGCUUCAUUGGCGAGGAGCCCUCGAUUCCAGCAGCUGUUCUCGAAGACACAGAGAAGAAAAUUGAUACUGUAACACUUUGCCCUGAUGCCCAGCAGCAAAUCCCAAUCCCGUCCGAGCAGACAACACCCACCCGAAAAACAUAUAUCCAACGCAUGACAAUCUUCGGCAGCUUCUCGGACUUUAGCGUUCACUCUUACUGGAAACACAUGUGGCGGCCGUUUAUUCUCUUCUUCCGCAUUCCAGCGGUGUCAUUUACAGCAAUUGAGUACUCCUUCAUCCUCUGCUGGGUGGCCGUCCUCGCCACGACACAACCGAUCCUGUUCACACAACCGCCUUAUAACUUCUCUUCCAUUGGCGUGGGGAAUAUAAACGUUGCGCCUUUUAUAGGUGCAAUGGCUGGCUCGGCUUAUGGGGGACCGCUGAAUGAUCUUUAUGUUGUCUUCAUAGCUAGGCGGCGAGAGGGCAUUUAUCAUCCUGAGACACGGCUGCAUAUGCUCAUUGUGCCGAUGCUGCUUACGCCGUUGGGGCUAUUUCUGUAUGGAAUUAGUAUUUCCAAGUCACAACCAUGGAUUGUACCCCUAAUAGGAUCAGGACUCGCCGGAUUUGGAAUCGGUGCUGUCCCCGCGAUAAGCCUAAGUUACUUUGCAGAUAGUUACCGUGAGAUAAUCGCCGAAGGACUCAUCAUUAUAACUGUCGUGCGGAAUGGCAUCUCCACCGCUACUACGUUUGCCAUCGACCCCUGGUUGAAUGGACUUGGAUUGCAAAAUAUGUUUAUAUCGGUGGGAUGUAUUUCACUCGGGAUCUUGCUAUUGACUAUUCCGAUGGUGAUUUGGGGGAGGAAGGCAAGAUGCUACACUGCUGGUUUCUAUAAUGGGAUUGCUGCGGGGAGUCUCGAGUCUUAG